AUGAGCCCAGCCCAGGACCUCCGUAAAGUGACAAGAUGGCUAGGAAGUCCCAUAGUCCGUAUCUACGUAGGCUCCUCAUCUCAAGAAUUCGCCGUCCAUAAAGAUCUCAUGUGUUACACCUCCCCCUAUUUCCGGGCCGCUUUCACAUCUGGAUUCCAGGAGACAAAUACAGGGACCAUUGAACUCCCCGAAACAAAUACAGAAAUCUUUGAUUUAUUCAUGGGCUGGUUGUAUACUCGGGAACUCAGUAGCUCGAGCCUGGAAAUUGAAGAGUGGGAGACAGAAGCUCAGCGAAAAGUAGUAGAGGAGAGUACAUUAGGUAUUGGAGAUUCCCUCGAAAGAAGCGAGAAGAAUAAUUACAGUGAAGAAGAUCCAUUAAAAAGCAACGAAAAAAUUAAGAAAAGAAUCAAGGCACUCAUGGACGCUAUCGAAAACGAAACGUGGAAAGGCGAGGCGGAGACACUUUUCGAAGAUGCGAUCGGAAAAGAGUUCCUCGACACUCUCGCUGCCCAAAUCGACAAGAGAGUCAACGAGAAAAUCCACUUUUCCAUGAGAAAAAUACUAGAACUCUAUGUUUUCGCAGAUAUGGUUCAGAUACCCGCUCUUAAGAAUUGCUGUAUCGUAAAGUAUGAAGAGUUUCGUAGGAGUAUCAAAAAUCGAUGUGACGGUCAUGAUCGUGAUGAUUUCGAGAAGACUCUCGAUUCAAUCUCAUACGUGUGGCAAAAUACCAUGGAUUCGGAUUUGAUUAGGGUGUAUUUACUUGAUUCGGUAUCGUGGAGAUCGGAACCGAGUAUUCGGAAUGGAAUAAUCAGAAAGAGGGAUCGCGGUGGUCCGGUGAAUGAUUUGAAGAGGUAUUUUGAGAGGGUGGAUGAAGAUUUCGAUUCUUAG
Molecule: messenger RNA, 888 nt
Organism: Botrytis deweyae
Lineage: Eukaryota; Fungi; Ascomycota; Leotiomycetes; Helotiales; Sclerotiniaceae
Exons: 2
Coding region: 1-888 (295 amino acids)
Molecular function (GO): protein binding
Source: RefSeq, a predicted model, not a curated record